Chilo suppressalis (striped riceborer) is the source of this 1035-nucleotide messenger RNA. The record is from the annotation of a GenBank genome assembly. Lineage: Eukaryota; Metazoa; Arthropoda; Insecta; Lepidoptera; Crambidae.
UCGCUCGCUGUCACUUUUUUUAAAUUGCAUUGGACUUCGAACUCGUAGAAGUAUUUUGUUUUUAUCAAUUUUAUUAUAAUAUAAGUGUAAUAAUCAGUUAAAUUAAGUGCAAAUAUGUCUCGAGUUUUAGUUGGAGUUAAGCGAGUUAUCGACUAUGCUGUUAAAAUUCGCGUGAAACCAGACAAAUCUGGUGUGGUUACCGAUGGCGUGAAACACUCUAUGAACCCUUUUGAUGAGAUAGCGGUAGAGGAGGCUGUGAGAAUGAAGGAGAAGAAAUUGGCCAGUGAAGUGAUUGCGGUGUCUUGUGGCCCUGCACAGGCACAGGAAACACUUAGGACUGCUUUGGCUAUGGGAGCUGAUAGGGCUAUCCAUGUUGAGGUGGCAGGUGCAGAGUAUGAGACUUUGCAGCCCUUGCAUGUUGCUAAAAUAUUGGCAAAACUCACCAAAGAUGAAAAAGCUGAUAUUGUCAUUGUUGGAAAACAGGCGAUUGAUGAUGAUUCCAACCAGACUGCUCAGAUGACUGCUGCCAUGUUAGACUGGCCACAGGGUGUAUUUGCAUCAAAGGUAGAGAAAAGCGACAGUGGUCUGACGGUGACGCGCGAGAUCGACGGAGGUCUGGAGGUGGUGAAGACCAAGUUACCGGCCGUGCUCAGCGCCGACCUACGUCUCAACGAGCCCAGAUACGCCACCUUACCAAACAUCAUGAAAGCCAAGAAGAAGCCUCUAAAAAAAAUCUCAGCCAAAGACCUCGGUGUGGACUUAUCGCCCAGAAUCAAAGUGGUGUCAGUAGAAGACCCGCCAGUACGUCAAGCGGGCUCUGUAGUUCCAGAUGUCGAUACUCUUGUAGCUAAACUUAAAGAAGGCGGCCAUGUUUGAUUGAGCCGAACGGCAGAUUUCUGCUGUCACGCAAUGUAAAAAGAUUCUGUUGUAUAGCAUGUUGUUUAAGGAGAAGUGUGUGAAUAUAGUAGUAAAAUUUGUUUCAAUUAUACACCAUACAUAUUUUCAUAGUUGUUUUUCUAUUAUUUUACCUUAUCA